Molecule: messenger RNA, 2419 nt
Organism: Ceratina calcarata
Lineage: Eukaryota; Metazoa; Arthropoda; Insecta; Hymenoptera; Apidae
Product: trichohyalin-like
Exons: 4
Source: RefSeq, a predicted model, not a curated record
AUGAUGAGUGGAAAGAUAGAGAAUAAAGAUAAAGAAACGAAAUUAGAAGAUACACCACGGGCGGAGAAAAGGAAGAGGGGAAGACCGACGCAGGAGGAGAGUAGAGACAGAGAGCGGCUAGAAAAUAGAAAAAUAACGGAAAUGUGGAAAAAUGACUCAGAGGAAGAGGAGGUAGAGAGUUCCACAGAUUCGGAGGAGAGAACAAUGAAGAAGAAAGAUCAAAAGUCAACACCGCAGAAUAGGGAGAAGAAGAAGGAACAAGAGACAGAGGAACAGUUGGAUAUGAGUCAAGAUAUUGUAGGUAGAAUAGUGGAAAGUUUAAAGAUAGAGAUAGUACAGGGCAGGGAGUUAUUAGAGAAAGAAGUAAGAAAGGAAAUGAAGGGGUUGGCAAGAAGAAUUGAAGCUAUGGAGGAGAGAUGGAAGAAAAAGGAAGAAGAGAUGGGAAAGAAAAUAGAGGAGAUGCUGGAACAGAUGAAGGAGGUGCAGAAUAAGGAAAGACACAGGAGAAAAGAGGAGAAAGAGGAAGUGGUGGAGGAAGUUAUGGAAAAAAUAGAGGAGAAGAUAAAUGAAAGAGAUAAAAGAAAAGAGGAAAAGGAAAUGGAAAGAUCAAAAGAGGCAUGGAAUGAAGUGAAGAGAAUACACAGGAAGCUGGAGGAAAGAGAGAGGAGAGAGAAGAAAAACAAGAUUGUUAUUAGAGGGUUAGAAGUACCUAAAAGGGAGGCGAAGGAAAAAACCAGACAAUUUUUGAUGGAAGAAUUUGGGGUGAAGGAAGGAAUAGUGGGCAUAGAAAUCAUAGGAGGAGGGGAGAUAGCGAAAGUAUCGAUCGUAGAAAUGGAAAACUGGGAGGCAAAGCAGGAAGUGAUGAAGAAAAAGGGCAAACUACGUGGGAAAAGGAUAUACAUUGACCAUGAUAUGACGCAAGAAGAAAGAAGAGUUCAAAAAUUGUUAAGAGAAAAAGCAAGAGAGGAAAUAAAUGAGGGGAGAGAGGCGAAGGCAUUACUAGAAGUUAGAAAGUUUCAGAUAGGGGAAAGGGUAGAAUCGGAUCAUUUGCCAGCAGAGGUGGAUAUAGGAAAGGAGCAAAGUGAAGAAAUAGCGCAGGAUGAAGGCACAAUGGAAUAUAUUGAGUGGGAUGAGAAAAGCAUAGAAGAUUAUAGGAAGAAAUGUGAGGAACAUGAAUAUAGGCAAGGAACAGUGGACGAAGAAUGGGAGGAUUUACAAAACUGUAUCAAAGAAAGUAUGAUCAGGAAGGAAAGGAGCUGGACGAAGAAUAAGAUAGGGAAUACGAAGUGGUGGGACAAGGAAUGCACAAGGUUAAAGAGAAAAGUAAGAAGGACGUUAGAGGAGAAAAGAGAAAAGGAACUCGAAGAAAUAAGAGAAGCAAAAACAGACAGUCAGAUUUGGGAAUACAUUAAUAAACAAAGGAAGAAGAGGAGGGGGAUAGGAGCAGAGAUUAAGGAAGAAGAAUGGUUGGAUUAUUUCAUGAAGCAAUUAAGCGGAUCAAGAGGGAGAGUAUAUGGAGAGAGGAGAAAGGUAGAGGAGGUGGAAAGUGAGGAAGAGAUUACAGAUGAGGAGAUUGAGGGGCAAAUAGCAAAGUUAAAAAGACGGAAGGCAGCAGGAAGUGAUCGAAUACCAGCAGAGGCGUGGAUUCUAAGUGAAGGGAAGGCAAGAGACAGGAUCAAGAAAGUCAUUAAAAGGGUAUGGAAGGGGGAGGGAUUCCCUAAGGAGUGGAGAAGAGGAGUAAUUGUACCACUGCAUAAAAAAGGGGACUAUCAAAAAGUGGAAAAUUACAGAGGAAUCACGCUGUUGAAUACAGCAUAUAAAAUCUAUGCGGCAGUACUAAAUGAAAGAAUUAAGAAAAAUUUGGAGGAUGAACAGAGUCUGGAUGAUACGCAGGCAGGAUUCAGACGGCAUAGAGGUGUAGUGGAUAAUGUUUAUAUAUUACAGCACGUCGUGGAAAAAGAGCUUAAAAGGAAAGGAGGUAAGAUUUUCGCCUUUUUCAUUGACCUGAAGUCUGCCUUUGAUAAGGUAGAUAGAAGGAAGGUAUGGCUAGCCAUGAGGGAAAGAGGAAUAAGAGAAGGACUGAUAGAGCGUACAAAAGAAAUAUACGAAGAGACAAGAAACACGAUAAGACUAGAGAAUGGGAUGACAGAGGAAUUCUGGACAGAAGAGGGGGUAAGGCAGGGAUGUAUUCUAAGUCCUACACUAUUUAUAACAUUUCUGGCAGAUUUAGAGGAAGAGUUGAAUAAGGCGGGAUGGGGAGGUAUAAAUAUAGGGAUACUAAAUGAAAGAAUUAAGAAAAAUUUGGAGGAUGAACAGAGUCUGGAUGAUACGCAGGCAGGAUUCAGACGGCAUAGAGGUGUAGUGGAUAAUGUUUAUAUAUUACAGCACGUCGUGGAAAAAGAGCUUAAAAAGAAAGGAG